GCGGAGGCGAGCCGGGCUGGACCUGACCCCCGGCUGCGGCGGGCGCUUUUCCGGCCGAGGGACAGGGCGGAGGCCGCCGCGCCCCGGGCUCUCUCAAGUUUCCUUUCCUGUUGGCCGUGCGGCCCUGCGCUUCAGGUAGCAGCGGCCCGGCCGGGUGGGCGGGCGGCGGACAGGGCAGACCUCCGCGGCGGCGGCUCGGCCCGCGCCCCUCUGCCGCUGGCUCCUCGCCUCUCCUCUGCUCCGCGCCCAGUCGAGAUGCCGCGCCAGUUCCCCAAGCUGAACAUCUCCGAGGUGGACGAGCAAGUCCGGCUCCUGGCCGAGAAGGUGUUCGCUAAAGUGCUCCGAGAAGAGGACAGCAAAGAUGUCCUGUCCCUCUUCACCGUCCCCGAGGACUGCCCCAUCGGGCAGAAGGAGGCCAAGGAGAGGGAGCUGCAGAAGGAGCUGGCGGAGCAGAAGUCUGUGGAGACUGCGAAAAGAAAGAAAAGUUUUAAGAUGAUUCGGUCCCAGUCCCUGUCUCUGCAAAUGCCGACGCAGCAAGAUUGGAAGGGCCCCCCGACAGCCUGCCCAGCCGUGUCUGCCGCAGCUCCUGUGCUCCCCGGAGCCCCUCCCCAGCCCGCACCUGCACCCUAUGCCAUGCCUGAGUACCAGCGGGUCACCAUCAGCGGAGACUACUGUGCUGGGAUCACCGUGGAGGACUAUGAACAGGCCGCCAAGAGCCUGGCCAAGGCCCUGGUGAUCCGGGAGAAGUACGCCCGGCUCGCCUACCACCGCUUCCCACGCACCACGGCCCAGUACCUGGGUCACUGGCGGGCAGACGCUGCACCUCUGGAAGAGGGCCUCCCAGACUUCCACCCUCCCCCACUGCCCCAGGAAGACCCUUACUGCCUGGAUGAUGCUCCCCGAAACCUGGGCUUCCUGGUCCGCAUGCAGGGGGGCAUCCUCUACGUGUACGAUAACACAAAGAUGCUGGAAUGCCAGGAGCCCCACAGCCUGCCCUACCCGGACCUGGAGACCUACACGGUGGACAUGAGCCACAUCCUGGCUCUCAUCACCCAUGGCCCCACGAAAACGUAUUGUCACCGGCGACUGAACUUUCUGGAAUCCAAGUUCAGCCUUCACGAGAUGCUAAAUGAAAUGGCCGAGUUCAAAGAGUUGAAGAGCAACCCUCACCGAGACUUCUAUAACGUGAGAAAGGUGGACACGCACAUCCACGCAGCUGCCUGCAUGAACCAGAAGCACCUGCUGCGCUUCAUCAAGCAUACGUACCAGACGGAGCCCGACCGGACAGUUGCCGAGAAGUGGGGCCGGAAGAUCACCCUGCGGCAGGUGUUCGACAGCCUGCACAUGGACCCGUACGACCUCACUGUGGACUCGCUGGAUGUCCAUGCGGGCCGGCAGACGUUCCACCGCUUUGACAAGUUCAACUCCAAAUACAACCCUGUGGGGGCCAGUGAGCUCCGAGACCUGUAUUUGAAAACUGAAAACUACCUGGGAGGAGAGUACUUUGCUCGGAUGGUCAAGGAGGUGGCCCAGGAGCUGGAGGAGAGCAAGUACCAGUACUCAGAGCCACGGCUCUCCAUCUACGGCUGCAGUCCUGAGGAGUGGUCCAACCUGGCCCGCUGGUUCAUCCAGCACAAGGUCUACUCACCCAACAUGCGCUGGAUCAUCCAGGUGCCCCGGAUCUAUGACAUAUUUAGGUCAAAGAAGCUGCUGCCAAGCUUUGGGAAGAUGCUGGAGAACAUCUUCCUGCCCCUUUUUGAGGCCACCAUUAAUCCUCAGGAUCACCGAGAGCUUCACCUCUUCCUCAGAUAUGUGACGGGGUUUGACAGCGUGGAUGAUGAGUCCAAGCACAGCGAUCACAUGUUCUCAGACAAGAGCCCCAGCCCGGACGUCUGGACCAGCGAGCAGAACCCGCCCUACAGCUACUACCUGUACUACAUGUAUGCCAACAUCAUGGUGCUCAACAACCUCCGCAGGGAACGGGGCCUGAGCACGUUCCUGUUCCGGCCUCACUGCGGGGAGUCUGGCUCCAUCACUCACUUGGUAUCUGCUUUCCUGACUGCCGACAACAUUUCCCAUGGGCUGCUCCUCAAGAAGAGUCCGGUGUUGCAGUAUCUCUACUACCUUGCUCAGAUCCCCAUUGCCAUGUCUCCUCUUAGCAACAACAGUCUGUUCCUCGAAUAUUCCAAAAACCCUCUGAGGGAGUUCCUGCAUAAGGGACUGCAUGUUUCUCUCUCCACCGAUGACCCCAUGCAGUUCCACUACACGAAGGAAGCACUUAUGGAAGAAUACGCAAUUGCGGCUCAAGUGUGGAAGCUGAGCACGUGUGACCUGUGUGAGAUCGCCAGGAACAGUGUGCUGCAGAGCGGCCUCUCGCAUCAGGAAAAGCAAAAAUUUCUGGGACAAAAUUAUUAUAAAGAGGGACCUGAAGGAAAUGAUAUUCGAAAGACAAAUGUUGCUCAGAUCCGGAUGGCGUUCCGAUAUGAGACCUUAUGCAAUGAGCUCAGCUUCCUGUCUGACGCCAUGAAAUCAGAAGAGAUCACAGCCCUGACCAAGUAGUCGAGCACUAGACAUGCAUUUUAACUUUCUGGUUUAAUUUCAAAUCUGCUGUGAUUAACAGUGUUCAAGAUACCAAACUAUCCUCCACGGAGAGGAUGCCUGUGAAGAACUUUCAAACUAGUGAUUUUUGGUUGCACUGUUCACUUUAAGGUCUAAUAUGCCCACUUCUGUUAAUAUUUUUGAGUAAUAGAUGGUGAAUCCUCCUUGGGGAUCUGGGAGCUAGACACUUGUCUAUAUUCAUUCCUAAUUUUCCAGAUGUUUCUCUUGAAAGUGCUAAUGCUUGCAUUGUUGGGGCAAGGAUCUUACAUGGUCCAGUGCCCACUGAUAUAAGAGGGCUGUGUGGUUUUCUGCCACAGUCCUCUCUGUAGGCCCUGCAGACUAGUUGGUAUUUGUUCAUUUCAGCCUCUGAUGGGCUGGCUGCCUUAAAGUCUGUUUCAAAGCUCCCUUUCAUAAAGGAGCUACUUCGAGAGAAUUAGAAAACUUCCUUUGUUGUGCUUUUUUUUUUUUUUUAAUGAGUUUUUAAAACUUUUAUUUAGCCUCCCUCCCUUUCUAUUUAGGAAACCAAAUAUUCACAUCACAACCAUCACUCCUAUUUUGGGUCUUGGUUUCCUCAUCUGAAAGGUGAGAGUUUGCACUAGAUGAGUGAUUUUCAGGUGGUGGUCUGUGAGUUCGCCUCCUGGACCACUUCAAGGCAGGGGUGGGCAGGGGGGAAUGAGGUUCUGGGGUGCUGCUUUUACUUCUUCAAGGUGACUCUGCUUUCAUCAGUUUUACAUUGGGACUUCUGUGUAUUUACAUUUGAACUAAGGACUUUGAAAAGCACAGGACUAGAUGACCUCUGUUCUUUUUGGCUUUAAUAUUCUAUGAUUGUAGCCCAAUUAUCAUUUUACUUAUGAAGAGUUAGGGCCACAGAAGUAAAGUUUGCUUAAGGUCACACAGCUCUAAUAAGUAAUAGGACUAGAACUAGGUUUCCCUAAUCCUAAUCCAGUCCUUUCCCCACUAUUCCAUCAGACCUCACAAAUGUAGAUUUUUUUGGUCACUGUAACCUGGUGCAUUCCCCCCCCCCCCAGGUGAAAUCUCACCUUUACCUAAUAUGCAGACUUCUUCAGAAGAUCUAAGUGGUCCCUGGGGCCAGGUAGAAAGCAUUUUUAAAGACUAGUCUGAAUUUAAGCUUUACCAAUGUAUUCUUCAUCUGUGUUACUAGUGCCUGGUACAUAGUAGGUGCUCAAUAUAUGUAUAUUAAAUAAAUGAAUGAAUUUCCUCUUUUGGCAACUUUUUAAGGAUGUGUGCUUCUGGUACUCACCAAGCUGCUCAAGGACCUUCCUGUCUAUCUCUGUGGGCAAAUGCAGACUACAGGAAGCCCUUCUGAAUUAUUACAGAGUUAGAAGAACCCGAUUUUUGCCUGUGAAAAUGCUUACCUGACUUUAGAUUGUUUUGUCCUGUUACUUUAUAAUGCUUAUCACCUCUACUGGUCAACUUAGUACAAACAAUAAAUGUAGUCUUUUUACUAGGCAGACAUGUGCUAUCUUACAGCUAAUCAUGAAAUUAAAUGAAAACCGAGUAUUUGUGUUAGGCAUCCACUAUUUUUUGAAAAGCCAUUUGUAUACUUUUGCCCUAACAUAGCAAGUACUGUACAGUUUUUCAUUGUCAUUUUAUCUGUAUCAAGUAUUUGUUUUUAUUAUUAAAGUCUGUUAGGACUGUG
This is a messenger RNA of Lagenorhynchus albirostris (white-beaked dolphin), 4258 nucleotides long. RefSeq names its product adenosine monophosphate deaminase 3 (gene AMPD3). Gene Ontology annotation, molecular function: AMP deaminase activity. Gene Ontology annotation, cellular component: cytosol. Bases 256 to 2559 code for a protein of 767 amino acids. Gene Ontology annotation, biological process: AMP metabolic process; IMP salvage. NCBI's taxonomy places the organism in Eukaryota, Metazoa, Chordata, Mammalia, Artiodactyla, Delphinidae. The record is from RefSeq and is a predicted model, not a curated record. The transcript is spliced from 15 exons.